AUGGCACGAGAGGAAUCUGACUUACAAAUCCCAAAUGAAGACGCCGAAACCUUGGAAAUCAUCUGCACAGAUUGCCGGCUGAUCUUGUUCCAGCCAGCAGCGCUUGCGACCUUGUUCGAGGCCGGUUUGAAUUUCCAGAAAGCUCUGACCAGGCUCCGUUCGAUUUCCCAAACCGAUUGUCACGUGUGUGCCUUGCUUCGCUCAGUCUUGCUAGAGGGCGAUUUUGUUGGCCGUCAGGGAGAUGAGAGUUACCGGUUCAACGAAGAUGUGUGGGGAAGACCGAUUUGCACAUUUACUCUCAAAGCUGUUGUCGACCAUGCAAAAUUGAUACAUGAGUUUAUACGAUUCGACAUCUAUUUCAUGGGGUCGGGACCAAUCGCUUUUUGGGGCAAAUCCCUGGAAUUGGUAAUUCGACCUGAAAUUCGAACACCACAUCUUGAAUUUGCUAGAAGAUGGCUCGACGACUGCAUGAAAUUCCAUGCAGACUGUCAGGAUCUGGGUGAAACGGUCCUUCCCACUCGCGUUCUUGAAAUUCUACAAGAAGACGGUACACCAAAUCUCAAACUCAGCACAAGUAAUGGAGCAUAUGGCCGCUACAUGGCUUUGAGCUAUCGCUGGGGCCAGCUUCAGCCUGCAAAGUUGACAACCGAGAAUCAUCACGAAUAUGCGCAGGCGAUUGAGGAGUCCAAUUUACCUCCCACCAUUCGAGAUUUCAUCGGCAUUGCCCGUGCGCUCGGCGUCCGCUUUAUUUGGGUGGAUGCUUAUUGCAUUCUACAGGACAGCGAUGAUGACAAACAAAGGGAAAUUGGCAACAUGGGCGAGAUAUACAAACAUUCAUUCUUGACCAUCAUUGCUUCUAAAGCCAGGAGUGUAAGCGAUGGUUUUGUGAACUGGGGCCCGUGCGUUUGGCCUUCCUGGAAUAUUCCAUUCCAACUACCACAAGGAAACAAGUUUGUGUUCACCCUACAGAAGAUCCCACAUAUCCACCUGGACGAACAGCCAAUCAGUCACAGAGCCUGGACCUUACAAGAACGUCUCCUUUCCCCUCGUAUUAUGAGCUUUUUUUCUGGAAUACCCGCCUUAGAAUGGCGGUGCGACUCAGUCCACGAAAGCAAUAUCGGACCAAUCGAGCGACCAUACCGUUCCGAUGUUCGCCUAUAUUCGUCUAUCUUACCACGACGUGGCGCUCUCACUAUCACUCCCGCUGUACAUCGUCUAUGCCAUCGUUGGGCAGAUAUCGUACAAACAUAUUCUAAAAGGGUGCUGUCGGAUCCUAGCGAUAAACUUCCGGCUAUUGGAGGUAUAGCCAAAGAAUUCAGUACAGUACUAGCAUCGCCCUAUUACGCCGGCCUCUGGGGCAAGUUUCUCCUCACGCAAUUGCUUUGGACAUCCUUGGGCUCUCCAGAGACGCCUUGUUGCAGAGUAUCCCGAUAUCGUGCUCCGUCAUGGUCAUGGGCAUCGAUGGACGGACCAAUUGGAUUCCAUCCUGCGCCUUAUCCAUCUACUGCGCCGAUGUUGACCAUCCUAAGCUGCGAUGUCACAUUACGCGACAGAUCAAAUGUUUUUGGCGGAGUUUUGGCAGGGACUCUCACGGUAAGGGGACUUCUCAAACCUGCUCUUGUGAGUGGCAAUGCGCUUUUUGACGCUAAAACUGGCGAGCGUUUAUGCUAUGCCUUUUUGGACACGCAGCCCCCUUCAGUGUCUGUCCCCACAUGGUGUCUGCCGGUUACGAGUGAAGAUAGCGAUGAUUCGAAGGUGGAAACACCGACAAGUGAAACAAGCGAGGACGACCCAGAUUCGCUCUGUGCUUUGCUUUUGGCCGAAGUAUCAAUAGAAGGGACGAGGACAUUUCAAAGGAUUGGUAUAGCAGAACGUUUUUGGCAAACAUCUUUACAAUGGUUUGAAGGCGUUGUUGAAGAAGUAAUCCAUAUCAUUUAG
Fonsecaea multimorphosa CBS 102226 is the source of this 1938-nucleotide messenger RNA. RefSeq lists its product as uncharacterized. The coding region runs from base 1 to 1938 and encodes 645 amino acids. NCBI's taxonomy places the organism in Eukaryota, Fungi, Ascomycota, Eurotiomycetes, Chaetothyriales, Herpotrichiellaceae. The record is from RefSeq and is a predicted model, not a curated record. The transcript has a single exon.